AUGCCUUCGAGAAGUCUACCACUGAAUGCGGUCAAACAUUUUGAGAUGUGUGGCCAACAAUUGGUGGCAUUCAGGGGUGGAUCGGGUGUUGUCCACGUGUUGUCCGCCUAUUGUCCACAUUUGGGCGCAAAUCUCGGUAUUGGCGGACAUGUGGUGACUGAAUCGGGCGACGACUGUAUUCAGUGUCCAUUCCAUGGCUGGAGGUUUGGCGGAGACGGACAGUGCAAACGCAUACCAAAUCUCAACGGUGUGUUCAUAAGCUCGGACCCCGACCACUAUCCCGAGGACUUUCUCGCCAAAUAUGGUCACAAUCUCUCGUUUAGAUUCUAUUAUUCGAGACAUAUGGACAGUAACUUUGAAGUAGUGGGCGAGAAUUGCGGUGACCUGGAGCACUUUGCUCGCCUACACGGAUCGGUGGUACCGUACUUAACGACUACAAAAUUCUCUUUUGACACAACACGCAGUGCUGACAAUGAAAUCGCCGGUUUCGCCACUAUCUAUGUAUUGGGCUUCAAGUUAAUCACUCAGCCCUGGAAAUUGUGGUUCGGCUCACCUGUUAUGGUGCACCACAAGUUAGGAUACGACAACUCACUGCUGGGACCUGUAUUAGGUGUGCUCAAUGCCGUACCGUUGCACCAUGGCCAAACACGAUUAACAACAAUGAUAUACAGCAAGCCAACCAUUUUGCACAGACUAUGGGCUAUAUUUUAUUUCUAUUUGCUAAAUAUUCAGGCUGAUGCCGAUAUGGAAGUGUGGGUCAAUACCCAGAAGCUGAAGCGCCCCAUAUUUACCCGCAAUGACGACCUGAUACAGUUGUAUAGACGCUAUUGUCAACGAUUUUACGCUAAAUAA
Molecule: messenger RNA, 852 nt
Organism: Medioppia subpectinata
Lineage: Eukaryota; Metazoa; Arthropoda; Arachnida; Sarcoptiformes; Oppiidae
Source: the annotation of a GenBank genome assembly